Xyrichtys novacula (pearly razorfish) is the source of this 9768-nucleotide messenger RNA. The record is from the annotation of a GenBank genome assembly. NCBI's taxonomy places the organism in Eukaryota, Metazoa, Chordata, Actinopteri, Labriformes, Labridae.
GGGCUGGAAUGUGCUGGUUUGCAAGUUUUCAAGAUAACAAAGCAGCAUGAGGCGGCUGCGUGUAAACUUUGGAUGAGGUCACGGUCCGCCAACGCAGCACGCCGUGACAUGGGAGGGGAUUUUGUUCUGGAUUCUCCCUCGGUGGUGUCAUACCUUUGCUCUCCUUUUUUUCCACCUACCUUGUUUACACACAUGACAAUAGCAGGUUAUCAAAAACGGCGAGCCUUAGAUAACUUUAUUGUUUUUAAACAGCCGGAGCAAAGUGCAGACUGCAGGGGAAAAACAACACGGAUAGACGGAGCGGAGGCCUGUUUGUGAGUCCAGCCUGUGCAAGCUCCCUCUCCCAGGAGUUCAGAGUGUACUAUAAAUCUGUUAGACAGGGAGAAAAUAUAAUCAGGGCUUUGCUGGGGCAUUUGAGUUCACUGCAGGCAUUACAUGAGAACUAAUGCCUGAUUCAACACUGGCUCUGGCAAACAUGCCUGACAUUCAGCGUUCGCUCCCCUCAAUGAAAGCUGCGAGUCAGACAGUCUGAUAGCUCACCCUGGAAUUAGAUUCAGGAAGUCAUGAGAUUUCCAGGUGCCUCGGCUUUCCUCGAAUUGUUAAGCAGGGAUUUUUCAGAGCGUUGCCAACGCACAUUAAACUGAAGAAAGCCUCCUGUAAAGAAUUACACCGAUACGUUUACUGUGCUUAUCCUGCAUGGCAACGUCUAAAUCCAAGAAACAAACACUUUAUAAAACCCAGACCUCCUGAGCGAACACAUAAAUAAACCUCCUCCUCCUCCUCCUCCUCACAAAUACUGGAAGAAGAAGAAAAAAAAUACACAUAUGAGAGGAAACAAGAGGAACAAUGAAGGCUUGGACUUUUUUAGAGAGAGAGAAAAAAACUCUCCCCGGUGAAAUCAUUUGAUACACAGAAAUGCAUGAAUAAUGAAUGUGCAAUGAACUCCUGCUGAACCUUCUGCACCAGCACCGAGCCAGAGAUCAGCACAUGACGUCCAACACACACACACACUCACACACACACACACACACGCACGCACCCAGUGACCUCUGCAAAGCUCCGACACAGGAGGUAAUCUGCUGCAGAGGAUUGUGUCUGCUGCGUGAAUCAUUACGCUGAGCUGCACCUGGCUGCAGUCACACAGAGAGGACGCUUACUUUGAUAAACCUCACGACCGUUGGGAGGAGGAGGAGGAGGAGGAGGAGGAGGUGGAGGACUCGGCCAGCCAAAGUGGAAAGAUAAAUACGACCAACCGGUGCUGGAGCGGUUAAAGCUCCCGCCCUUUUGGCAGCUGAGUGUGUGUGUGUGAGUCAAUGUUUAACCCUUGUGUCAACACAGCGCAUGUGUCACAACAGCAUUCCUGUGAGGCGUUUGUCUUGUGACAGAGCGGUUUCAUAAUGGCAGCUCGGCUCUCAUGUAUUGUUCUGUGGCAGGAGGAAGGAGUCGAGUCCUGGUGUUGGGUGACUUGUAACCCGACGAGUUUCAUGUCCCUGCAUGUCGGGUUUGUAAUAAACCCGGUUAACCAGUCCAAACAGCAAACGCAGCGCCCUGUUUACCCAGAAUAAUCCUCCCUCUCUGCUUUUCCUCCUCACUGUAAAUGGUUAACUUGGCAGGCAUCAUGUGAGCGCUGGAAAGCUUCUGCCUUUCUCUUUUUUUUUCCUUUCUUGGCAGUUACACGGGGAGGUGAACUUUGCUCGCUUUGUUGUUAGGCAACCACAUUUUUGAUCCGAGUUUUUUUUAUCAUGUGAGCAGAAAAACAGAAAGAGAGCACGUCACACAAGAUCUGGAAGCAAGGCAGGAAAGUCUGCAGAUAUGUUCUUCAGACAGGACUGACAUAUUUAACUUUAAAUACUUCUACUUUCUGUCCGUAUAUUUCUAAAAUGUGAGAAACACGUUUAAUUGUGCUUUCAUAAAUAGAAUAAAAUCUAUCCCAUAAUGCCCUCUACUAAUAAGUUUCAUUGGCUAACACACAGCUUCUCUCACUCCCCACAGCCUGAGAUAAAUGGGACAGACAGUACAUCACCGAGCUUAUCAAGUGGGCACCUCCCUUCAAUAAUGUUUCGUUAAGUCAGGCCCACGACACCCCAACCCAAACUUUUGAAACUCCGUCUUCAUGAUAUCUUUUGGAAAUGUCGACGUUUUAACGUGGAUCCUUUGAAAACAGUAAAUUCACAGCCCCCUUGAUGCGUGAAUAUUAUGUUCCCAGUCAAGCAGCCAUGUGUGAGUGAAAGGACAACAACAGCGAAGGCGGACUGUUGAGCUGUAUUUGUGUUGCUGACUCAACUGAGUCUUCUAGAUAAUGGUUUUUGAAUGUUUUUGAAUAGUCUCCUGUUUUCAUGUACACAAGACUUUUUAGCUUUCAUACAUCCAAGGUUUCAUCUGCAAAUAUAAAGGCAGUUUAAGGUGGUCGUGUUGCACGCACAGAUAUUAUGAUCCCGUGAGUUCCUAGUUUGGUAUCACUUAAGUACUUCUGUUGAAUCAAUCAAACGACAAUAUUUGUGGAGAAAAAGACAGACCAAAGAGAGGGAAACUGGAGCACGGAGGAGAGGCGUCUCGUGAAUGUGAUGUCUGAUUGGCAGGAAGAACUUAGAGCUCCACGGAUGAAAGUGAAGCAGCAGACAUGGCUGACGGCAAGCAGCAGAUUCAGAGCAGAGAGACAUCCCCCGUCCGACUGAUUUAGACAUCGGAGAGAAGUCAGUGUUCAUGUUUGUAGCCUAGUCUUUGAUUUAAAGUUAGGAUUGAUAUAGUUAAAGGGUCUCCGUGUUCGAGGUUAGUUUAGUCUUCAAAGGGACCCUUUUACUUUGAGACUGUGAGGACAUUUUAGAGCCUGGACCAUGAACUAUCACUGCAGGAAACUUUGCAUGAGUGUGUGCUCCUCCGCUUCAGUAAUGACUGUGUGCCACCUAUGUUGAUGAGCCGAGUCAUACGUGUGAAAAUAAAAGUGUGUGAAGGAGGGCGGUAUGUGUUUUGUCCUUCAGGGUAACCCUGGGUGUUGCCAGACUUGUCAGUCAGUGUGAAACCAUUUCCGCUCCAAGGCCGUCUGGCUCCUCCCUCCUAUUGUGUGGCAACGUGGUGGAGGUGAACUUUAUCCCUCUUUGUUGAAAGAGCUCUCUCACAAUGAUCUGCACAAAACAAGGUCGAGUUAAACAUCUGUGGGCCUGCUGAACAAUGUGGAUCCCAUCACUUCACAGAAGGAGGGGGGAUAAUCACAACCUUUCAUGUGUGAAAGCAGUUUCUAACCUGCCCAAACCUGUGCGCCGUGUGUAAAACAACCUGAAUAUACACCCUGUGUUACAUUAGCAUCACACGCUGAUAACACACACACACACACACCACUCCCUGCUCUUUGUGCCCUUUGGACAGGCAGGUUUUCUGCAAACACACGCUGUAAGACGGCUCCUAUCAGCAGCCGGCUCGUAGUCGUUACAAAUUUGCACAACACAAACACCCGGCUUCAUAUCACCCCGGGCUUAUCAGGCUCCUUCAAGGGCACUGAACUUUCCCACAACGUGGCUCCCUCGCUCCGUCCUUCUCUGUCCCUCUGGGACUUCACUGUUGCGUCAAGGAUCUGCUAUUUAUCCCAUGUGCUUCCACAGUAUUACUGAGCCAGUUGUGCUGAGUGGUCGUGGUGGUUAUGACUAAACUCCCCACUGUGUGUCUGUUAGGAGUCAUGACUGUAUGUGUAUGACAACAUCUACCAGUGGCUUUGUUGCAAAACUGGUUUGUCAUUGCAGCAGCUCCAGUUGAGGUAAUGUUAGUUCCUAAAUAAUGAAUGUCAUCACUGUUACUGCUGAAACUCAGAGCUCUGCGGUUCUUUUCUUUAGAAGAGUCGCUCUUUGUGUUGACUUUGGUUUAACUCGAUCACUUCUUCAAAGUAUAUUUAAGUCAGCGGGGACAUUUCUUUUUCGCAAAAAGAGCUGCAGUUAUGAUGAAGAGUAAAUAAAGCCAUAUUUACUGUAAACACCUUAAAACCAUCUCACGGUUCACUUGUGUUUGUACACUGUCUCUAACUCACAUGUGGGGUUGAUUGAGCAGCUAGCAUUACCUCACAAAGUUUCAUGUCUGGCAUCUACGUCCAAGAUAAUAAUAUGAUUUUCUAGUAUUUUUAAGUUUGUAGACUAGCGAACUUUGACGGAUAAACAUAAUUGAUGUUUUCUCGGCAGACCUCUGAUCUCUGAUACAGUUUUUAAUCACACAUUCAUGUACCACAGUAGCCGUGCAUAACUCGUUUCCUCUGAACUGAAACAUUUGUUCUCGAGUUUUGCCAUGGAUCCUUUUUGGUUUGAUUGCAUAACAACAACAGACAAGUAUAACCUCACAAGUUUGGCUUAUCCUGAUUGGAAAAGACAAGAUGGAUGACUGCAGCCGUUAACUCAUGGUUCACAGAUGUUGUGGUUACAUUUGGAAAAGUGAUAUUUCUUUAGUUUUCCCGCAAAUGAACCUCUGCGCCGCCGAGUUACUUGGAAGCAACCCUUUUUUGGUAGCGGCCAUAAAUAAGCCCAGGUUCCCGCCACAGAUUCCACACAUGCUUUACUGCCCUCUCUUUGAUUGUCUGCUUUAUGGAGGAUGUUUCAUCAUGUGCUGCGAGCGCUCGUGCCGGAGAUGUCCUUCCUCCCCUUUCCAUAAAAGUGCAAGUUGUCACAACGGUGUGGCAUUCAUUAUCCGCCUGCGGUUUAGCAGGCCGGACCCCGGAGCAGCUGGGGAGCAUCGGUUGUCACAUUCAGCCUCCCGUUGCGGUGAAAGAUGGGAGGGACGGAGAUGAGUGCUGUACCCCUGUCUGUGUGAUAAAGCCCCCAGCCAACCACAGAGUCUGGGCAUCUGAGCACACGAUCCCUCGCCUCCCUCAUCCACUUCAAAGCCCUGUCUCAGAAAACAGCUCGCCGCGAGGAGCCGAAAUAGAAAAUGGAGAUAAACUGCAGAGAACAACCGAGUGUGAAUUCACGAGAAGUCAAGUCGAAGGACAACCAGACCAUGUUACACCGAGUCUAAUUUUUAUCAUUCUUUGUUAUGAUGAGAUUUCACUCGCAGAGUUUAGUGUUUGUAUCAGGAACAAAGUCUGUAAGAGUGAGAAAAAGGCAGUAGGGUGAGUCAUAAACAGAAUGAAGAACCUUUUAUCAGCAGAUACUGGUGCUUUAUGGGGAAUUUUUUCUGUCUUCAAAGAAAACUGUGAUGUUGUGGUCUAGAAAGUAUUCAUGAUCAAAGAUGAACCAAGAGGUUAGUCUUGAAACUGUGAUGGAUUUUUAAAAACAACAUUUUUUCAACAUUUUUUAAAAGACAUUUUUCUCAUAUAGUUUUUUUUACUAAAACCUUCUCUGUGGUGUUAUUGCUACAGAAAUGAGUUGACAGGUUAUGAGCAAAAUCCUAAUCUAGGAUGUGUGUGACUUUUAGGAGGAUGAAUCCAAAGUGAGUGUGCCGGUUAUGAUGGCAAAGAUCAAAACUGAUCACAGAUCUGCCGAGAAACCACUACAGAUUUUUGAAUAGACGACUUACGAUUUACCGGAUGUUACGCUAUGACAUAAUACACCGUGCUGCACAUGCUCACCUGACUGUUUCGGAGAAGAACAAAACUUUUAAAACGUUUGUUGAAUGGAUCGGUCAUUCCUGAUGCAUCUAAAAAAGUCAGGAAAUUGCUGUUUUUCCGACUGCCCUGAAAUACAUACAGAUAUCUCUGUCUAUUGAUGGACUGUGUUCUGCCUGUUUUUGCUCUCCAUACUGACCGUUUAUCCCGCAGACAAAGCCUGCGCAUACAUGUUAAGUCAGUACUACUGAGACUACUUAUGCAGUACAAACAGAAACUAGAACAUUUCUUUGCAAGUUGAAUCUCUGAAUACACAUUCUACCUUAAAUACCGUCUCAAAUGUGAAGAUUGUUUGUUUGUAGAGGAGGUUUCGUAAGUUUUGCAUUUAGACCGGUUCUGUUUGAUGCUCACACCAUCCUGUCUAUGAACACUUUCCUUAAAAACUGAGACACUUGAGAGCUUCCAAAUAGGCCAGUAUUUGCUAUUCCUGGUUUCCUCGCUCACAGUCAGCUUGUUUCAUGUUCUAUACAUCACAGGAGUUACUCUGCGUGCCCGUUUGCUUUCAAGGCAAAUGUUACUAGAAAAGGAGCCGCUUUGAUCUCCUUCCAGCAGCAGCCCUGAAAUAUCUUCUAAAUAAAGCCGUUAUAAAUAUGCAUGUUCACACACAUUUUUCUGUAUAAUUCACCAGGGUUUCAUCUGAAUGUUCGGCUGAAUUAAUGUAUGCAAAGGAGUAAAUACGAAUAGUUUGUGCGGAAUAGGACAGCAGUGAUGUGAAAACUACGCCUGCACUUGACUGUAUAACACCCGAGUGCUGUUUUAGCUGCUGUGCAGGGGAUGUCAGAGUCCAUUUUCUAGCAAGGCAGCUCAAAAAUAGACAGGAGCUCCGGUAAUAAAUAAGCCUGCUUUGGGAAAGUUUUAUUUUGGCUUAGAGGAAGAGGUUACAUAAGGCAUGAAAUACUCCUUCUUUUCUUUUUGGCUCAAGGAGGGAGAACCAAGAAUCGUAACCUUUUGUCAGAGAGAAGCUGGAAGAAACCUUUUGUGUCCAAAUUUCAAUGUUUGUGUAACACAAAUACACAAAGUUAGACAACAAACACUUUCACACUUCUUUGUGCAGAGAGAAGCUGUCAAGUCCAUCUGUGUUCUGCACAAGAAACCAGACCUACAGAAACUAGUGCUGCAGGAGUGGCUGUGUGCACCGUGCUGUGUGUUUCUGUGUGUGUUUCUGUGUGUGUGUGUCAGAGAGAAGGGAGAGGGAAUGCAGCAGAAUGACAUUUUGAACAUUUUGUCAGAGUCGGUCACAGAGCAGGAAUGACUGCACAGUUGAGUUCAGCAUGCUAAACAUAACAACAGUGAGUCAGGCAUGAAACUGCCUUGUAAGGGCACUGAGUCAGAUGCCAUUUAUACGUGCAGGUGAAGUUACUCAUUUUAAUGGCAGCAGCCUAAGAAUGGGCUCAUGUAACUCAAAAGCUAAAAAAGGACAUUAGUUUAACCUUUGCGUUCACAGCGGGGAAAGUUUGUUUACAUCAGCGUCUGAAAAAAUUGGGGGGUUUCCACUGGACAGGAAAUGAUGUCGUCUGAUCUUUAUGCUUGUAAGCUUACUUAGCGUAGCGUAACAGAAGCGCUGCUCUAGUUUCUCAGUUCCUGGUUUCAAGUUUUAAACCACAACCUCCAGAAAUAAUGUACAUUUACAUUUCUGUUGCACAAGAAGUCACAAGACACUCCAAUCGGAGCUUUCUCAACAAGCUUGACGAAAGUCUGACUCGUCAGGGAAACAAAAAUGAAAUGUAUUCUGUGUGAAAACUGCAAGUGUCAGGAUGAAAAGAAAUUCCUGCCAUGUAUUUUUUGUGUUUUACCCGCUAAAGGGAGUAUCAUGACCAUGCUUUCAAACUAUUGAGCUGUAGUCCCACGAGGGUAAACUGGCUAACAGCAUCCCUCAGAUUAGAAGGUGUCAUUAUUAGUGAAAUAAAAGUUUGGAUUCAGGAGGAAAUGUUGCUAAGGAGAUCGAUAUAAAACCUUGAAUUUGAUAUUUCCUUGUAGAACCAGUGAACGGUUUCUCUGUGCAGCACACUCUCCUCACAUCCUGCAGACUUUAUUUACAUUUUUCUGCAGGGAUUAUGUCCUCCACCUCUCCCUGGGUUAUUUACUGCGUCGUCUGUCCUCUGACAGGCCCGUCAGAUUAAGGGGAUAUGUUACCGUCCUGCGUUUUUUCUAAACGGUUACACAUGUGGCACAUCUGGGUUCAAGCCUGACUCAUUACUCACUUUUUUAUGUUCUUUUCUCUGCAGCCAUGGCAACUGCUGCAUGUUUGGCAGAAAGAUUUGAAGGCAGUGGAAAAAGAGAGAGAGCCUAGGGAGAGCAGGCGAGCGAGCGAGUGAGUGAGGGAGGGAGCGAGUGAGCGAGCUCUCAGUAGUUGGCCUACAUCCAGUGUAAUCAUGCCAUGGAGCCGAAAUGAGGCCUUUGGCAGCACACCAGGUUUCUGAGAACAAAGAUGUGAGCUUCUAAUGUUGGCGGUGGGGCCUGCUUGGCAUCCUUUGCCAUUUCCCAGCAGCCCUUGCCUUGGCGGACGGCCAGCCCCCCCUCCCCCCCUUCACCCUCCGCCUCACCCCCUCCAACCCCCCCUCACUGGAACUGCAAAGAGGAUCAGAAUAAAGAGAGAGGCUUGUUUUUCACUCGCCUCUUGCUCUGGCCCAAUGACAUCACCUCUGCAGCCUCCAGCCCCCAGAUUCCAGCCGCCCAGCACAUUUUUCCCUCUCGCUGUCGACCCUCCAUUUUAUUUGAAUUCCUCCAUUUUAAACCUUUUAUCAAAGCCGACUAAUUCAUGUCAGCGUUUAUAUUUCUGUGCAAAUCAUUCCUCCUCUUCACCGAGAAUAACCCAUUCAGAAAAAUCAAGAAUAUUAUAAAAGAUUUCAAGCUGCGAACAUGACAGACUGAAGAAAGCAGAGACGAUAUCUGUCAGAGCUCCCCAAAUUUUAUCUUUGCGGAGCAAAUCUGUGGCUAAAAAUAGCACCGUAAACAGGAUAUAUAUGGUAGCCGGGGUGCUGUGAUAAUCUCCAUGGCUACAUCUCCCUGUUACAAAUACUGGAGCUCUGCAGAGCUGUAGCACAGUAGCCCUUCAAUUUUAUCUCCUCAUAUUCAGCAAACUGCCUUCCUGUGCAGUAUGGAUUCAGUAAAGAUCAUCUGUGGGAUCUAUAUGAAGCAGGUGUAGUUGUUGCAGGAAAAAAAGGUCCAGAGAGGAGAUAUAUCAAGUAAAAAUGAAAAUAUUUGUAGGGAUAUUUAGAUUUUUUUAACCAUCUAAAUGAUACAAACAGUGUAAAACUCACACUUUUACUCUAAAGAGUGAGGUAUUUAAAUGCAACAGAACCUGUAGGGCACAUACAGUAUAGAAAUAGAUGUUUGGGUAUUUAACUCCAGUAAUUUCUCCUCAUGCUGUCCUGUCCUGCCCUCCUUUUAUGUCUGUGCGACAUGUUACAGUUUAGUUUCAUGCUCACUUCAGCAGUUGUGCUACUGGGGGGAGGAGGGGGGGUUAUAUAACAUGACUGCUGCCCUCAUAGAGGGGGGAAAAACCGAGAAAACAUCCACCGCUGUGCUCUGCCUCUCCACAAAACUUCAGAGAGAAUCUGUGAUGACUCCAACCAUGAAUAAAAGAUGGCCAAUAUAAAAUUUAACAGGCUCAGAAAGCGGCAGAACAAAAAUAACGUCAUCUCGUCAGUGCUGUCACAUGCUGGGUAUUCCCCUGGCCGUCACCUUCCUCUCACUCUUUAUUUAGCUGCUUCAUGUCUCAAUUCACCCAGAAAGGGUUCAAAACAGCCCCGUACAGCUGCCAGACUCCAAUAAGACGGCCGUCAGCUGGGUCACGUAGUGGUGGUUUUACUGUAAACAAGCUUCAUAUCACCAAUCCUCAAGACUCAUUUCCUAACUGUGUCAUAAAGCAUAGCAACACUUCCUGCUGUUGUUCACCCAGUAAGGACUCACCCUACGUUCAGCUGCUCCAGUAGCCCCAGUUUCAGUGCUGGGAAAUUGUUUUUUCUGACUCUAGAGUGUUUAAAGUUAUACUUAAAACAUAAUGUUUAUGCAUUUAACAAAAAAAUGUGUUAAAUUUUGUUGUCCAGUAAGGACAUGAGAAGAGAAAGUCACUUGUAAUACUGGAAUAGUAAUCAAACUAAUAGUUUCAGUUACGGCAACAUUUGAUUAGGUCUGUCAUGUUCUUACAAGGUACAGUAUAAUAUCAAUUCUGCUGAUUUAGAAAACCA